AAUUUUCAUUAGGCUGCCACGAAGCUUCACCGCGUUUAGGUUCAUACAUUUUGUUUGUUUUUAAACUCGUUCUGCGCAGCAAAUAUAGCGCAGGUAAUGUGCAGAAUUGGUGUGUGGUUAUUGUGCAAACCCGUGUGUGGAAUUGCAUGUAGUUUUACCCAGACAACCCAGUAAUCAGCAUCGAGCAAAAGCCGCACCGGCAUUUCUUGGUAGCAGCAGAAAGCCGAGACAGAAACCAAUACACCGGCCAUGACCGUGGAUACUAGCAAUGGAAGCAGCGGAGGAGCGACGAAAGCACGGGGUCUCCUAACCUGGGAAAAACAAGAGCAUCUCGUUAAGCUAGCGAUACUUAUUUUAGCCGCCGUUUUAUCGUUCGCUACACGUUUGUUUUCUGUGCUGCGUUUUGAAAGUGUGAUCCAUGAGUUCGAUCCAUAUUUUAACUACCGCACCACGCGGUUCCUGGCCGAACAGGGCUUUUACAAAUUCCACAAUUGGUUUGAUGAUCGAGCCUGGUAUCCACUUGGUCGCAUCAUCGGCGGAACCAUCUACCCAGGAUUGAUGGUUACAUCGGCGGCCUUGUACAGGCUAAUGUGGAUGCUGAACAUAACCAUCGAUAUACGUAAUGUGUGCGUAUUUCUAGCACCAUUCUUCUCCUCGCUUACCACGCUCGUCACUUAUGCUUUGACCAAGGAAAUACACAGCACUGGCGCCGGCUUGGUAGCUGCAGCGCUCAUAUCCAUCGUGCCGGGAUAUAUAUCACGCUCGGUGGCUGGUUCCUAUGACAAUGAAGGCAUCGCCAUAUUUUGCAUGCUCUUUACCUACUAUCUAUGGAUUAAGGCAGUCAAAACGGGCACCAUAUUCUGGUCGGCAAUGUCGGCGCUUGCCUAUUUCUACAUGGUGUCCUCGUGGGGAGGUUAUGUCUUUCUCAUCAAUUUGAUACCGCUGCACGUGCUGGCACUAAUGUUUACUGGCCGCUUCUCGCACCGUAUUUAUAUAGCAUAUAGCACUCUAUAUUGCGUUGGCACCAUUCUCUCCAUGCAGAUAUCGUUUGUCGGCUUCCAGCCCAUCCAGAGCUCCGAGCACAUGCUGGCACUGGGAGUUUUUGGUCUCUGCCAGAUACACGCCUUUGUAGACUAUCUGCGCUCGCGUAUGCCAAAGGACCACUUCGACCUGCUCUUCAAGACGCUGGUGUCGAGUAUAAUUAGCCUGGUGUUGAUUGUGGGAACGCUGCUAACACUAACUGGCAAGGUAUCACCUUGGACGGGCCGCUUCUACUCGCUGCUGGAUCCAUCUUAUGCAAAGAAUCACAUUCCAAUCAUUGCCUCUGUGUCGGAGCAUCAGCCCACAUCUUGGUCAUCAUUCUACUUUGAUCUACAGAUUCUCGUUUUUCUGUUUCCCGCUGGCCUCUACUUCUGUUUCUCGCGCCUGACAGAUGCCAACAUAUUCAUCAUAUUGUAUGGCGUGACUAGCAUUUACUUUGCCGGCGUCAUGGUGCGUCUAAUGCUUGUCUUGGCGCCUGUGAUGUGUGUUCUUUCUGGCAUAGCCAUUUCGCAUCUGUUGGCCAAGUAUAUCAAGUGUGUGGACACGGGCAGCUCCAAGCCCGCAACGGAGAGCAAACGGCAGCACAAGAAACUGGAACAGCAAAGUGGUGGGGUCAAGAGCGAGGUGGCCAUUGGUUUUGUAUCCAUUAUAACACUGAUGCUUAUCGUUUAUACGCUUCACUGUACCUGGGUCACUUCUGAGGCCUACUCCUCGCCGAGCAUUGUGCUUAGCGCGCGCUCCCACGAUGGUGGGCGCAUCAUCUUUGAUGACUUUCGCGAAGCCUAUUACUGGCUACAAAUGAAUACGCCUGAGAAUGCGCGCAUCAUGUCCUGGUGGGAUUACGGCUAUCAAAUAACAGCCAUGGCCAAUCGCACGAUACUUGUCGACAACAAUACCUGGAACAAUACGCAUAUUUCUCGUGUGGGCCAGGCAAUGGCCUCGUCUGAGGAGAAGGCAUAUGAAAUAAUGCGUGAACUGGACGUUGACUAUGUACUAGUUAUUUUUGGUGGUUUGACGGGUUACUCGUCAGACGAUAUUAACAAGUUCCUGUGGAUGGUGCGCAUUGGCGGCAGCACAGAUCGCGGUGCGCACAUCAAAGAGAAGGACUACUAUGCGGCAAAUGGAGAGUUUCGUGUAGAUAAAGAGGGUUCCCCCACGCUGCUCAAUUGUCUCAUGUACAAGAUGUGCUAUUAUCGAUUUGGGCAAAUGUAUACGGAGGGCGGCAAAGCGCAGGGCUAUGAUCGCGUGCGUGCCGCCGAAAUUGGCAACAAGGACUUUGAGCUCGAUGUGCUUGAGGAGGCAUAUACAACCGAGCACUGGCUGGUGCGCAUCUACAAAGUGAAGGACUUGCCAAAUAGAGGCGUCUAAAUGAACCGAGUUCCCUCUCUCUCUCUCUCUCUCUCUCUUUCUUUAUCUUUCUAUCUCUGUUUCUAUGUCUCUAACAUAUUCGCAUGCAUGUAUUCUUUGAUAGAGCUCUAUUUAAAAACAUUCUGUAAUUUGUACAUUCAUUAAGCUUAGCUUUAAUUUUAGGCUCACUGCUCUUUUUUUUUUUAAUAUUAAAUCUUACAUGAGUAUUAUUGUUAUUCCCUGUGUCUGUCUCUCUCUCGCUCUCUCCCCCUCAUAGUUGAGAGAGACUUUUAAUUAUACUUUAUAAAGUUUCGUUUGAUGAAUCAAAUACGAAGCAAGAGCAUAUUCUUAGGGUGUAAGCCAGCAAACUGAUCGAAAAUAUACAUAUGUGAAAAGAAAUCUCAUGAAAAUUAUAAAA
This is a messenger RNA of Drosophila montana, 2806 nucleotides long. It is a transcript of the gene Stt3A, whose product is annotated as catalytic subunit 3A of the oligosaccharyltransferase complex. Gene Ontology annotation, cellular component: membrane. Bases 250 to 2409 code for a protein of 719 amino acids. The transcript is spliced from 6 exons. The record is from RefSeq and is a predicted model, not a curated record. Gene Ontology annotation, biological process: post-translational protein modification. Gene Ontology annotation, molecular function: dolichyl-diphosphooligosaccharide-protein glycotransferase activity. NCBI's taxonomy places the organism in Eukaryota, Metazoa, Arthropoda, Insecta, Diptera, Drosophilidae.